CGAUCAAAUGCAUGCUUCGUCCAUGACCCACCCAAAGUCAACUGCGAUGUCCUCUUUCGCUCGCUUCCAGCGCACAUUUCAACGCUUCCGACCCCCACCCCUCAUCCCCACCGCCGUCCGCACCAUCCAAAUCCUCGCUACGCUUCACCUCGUAUCAAGCACUCUAGCCGAACUCCGGAUAUGUUCUGGAUUCUCCAUGCUCCCCACUUUGUCCCAACACGGCGAUUGUGUCCUAGUCUCCCCUCUUUCCUACUGGUCCCUCCUGUCCGGAUCACAUAAAAAGACAAAACCACAGAGGGGCGAUGUGGUGGUUGCGACUUCGCCAAUGAACCCCAGUCAGGCAGUGUGCAAGCGCGUGCUGGGGGUAGAAGGCGAUCUGAUAGAGAUUGAGCCGAGGAGAGGUGGACAGAGAAAGUGGAUUGAUGCAGGCGGACAUGGGUUUUUGGUCGAUAUACCGGAUGAAGAGGCGGCGAUGGACAAUGUGCUCGUGCCCCAGCGACACGGAGAAGGCCAGUGGGUCAAGGUGCCGAAGGGACACGUCUGGCUCGUUGGCGACAACUUGAGCAACUCGACAGACUCUAGAAAGUAUGGGCCAGUACCGAUUGCGAUGGUGAAAGGGAAGGUGCUUGCAAGAGUCUAUCCCAACCCCCGAUGGAUAACGAACAAUGCCAAAGAGGUGCAAGCGGAGGUAUAGGUCACUCGUCAACAUAUCGUUGUGUCAACACCGUUGAAGAGUGCCAUGCCGCGAACACUGGGAUGCCGCCUCUAAGAACGCCGCUGAUCGCGAGCAAGGGCACUUCAGCUGGACCGAUGAGAUACGGUUGGCCCGUGAGUCGAGUCAGAGUUCCUGGCUAGAUGUGUCUGACAUUGACAUAGGCCGCACAGAACGUAUAUGUAGAGGCGUCCGUGUACAGUGGGGUGGCCUGAGUUUGCGUCCCAGGUCUCAGAGUGAUCUCUAUCAGGUCGUACAUACUAUCCUCUUCGAUGCUACUAGGAUUCGCCCAUACAUUGAUACCAGUCACCAUAAAUCCUCCACUGUUGAUGCAAAUCGUUAUAUCA
Messenger RNA from Cryptococcus amylolentus CBS 6039, 1059 nucleotides. Its product is annotated as signal peptidase I. Lineage: Eukaryota; Fungi; Basidiomycota; Tremellomycetes; Tremellales; Cryptococcaceae. The coding region runs from base 8 to 694 and encodes 228 amino acids. Gene Ontology annotation, cellular component: mitochondrial inner membrane peptidase complex; membrane. The transcript has 2 exons. Gene Ontology annotation, molecular function: serine-type endopeptidase activity. The record is from RefSeq and is a predicted model, not a curated record.